Messenger RNA from Rangifer tarandus platyrhynchus (Svalbard reindeer), 909 nucleotides. Lineage: Eukaryota; Metazoa; Chordata; Mammalia; Artiodactyla; Cervidae. The record is from the annotation of a GenBank genome assembly.
AUGACACCCCGUCUCGGGACCCUCCGUACCACCCACCCGACCAGGACUCCACACAGGCCUCCCCACGGCGGCCUAAGAAGAGAACUCCACGGGGGACGGGCAGUGGUGGCGAAGGAGAGAGAGACCCAGGAUACAGGACAGGAGAGGCGGCCGAAGAGCCUCUGUGCUGAGCUCCCAAGGUUCUGUCACAUGCUGGCCAGACCAGCCCUGCUUAACUGCUGGGGUCAGAACCGGUCAGACGGUGGGUGCUGCAGCCCAGCCCUCGGGGGCACCGCGGAGUGGGCAGCAAGCUCGCCUGCCCGCCUGUGGACUAGGCCACCACCUCAGAUGGAGCAGCGUUGCACUCAGGUGCUGACGUCACCCAUUCACUGUGACGUCCUCCUUGGUCAGAGCCUGCUCACUGCCACCUGCCUUUCCCUUUUCAUCUCUUCAGAAUGUGCAGACGUGGCGAUCAGACACGACCUCCCAAGAGUGUUCACAGGAAACGGUGCCGCGCACGGGCAGAAGUGCCCGGGUGAGCAUCCGCCAUCAGACCCACGAACUGAGCUCCCUUUGUGCCGGGAAUGGGUCGUCUGCAGAAUGCAGAGGAGAGUCUGUGUCACACAGACCGAUGGUAAGAAGUUCACAGGAGUCUCGGCUCCUGGAAGCUGCCUGGGUCUGCUUAGUGGAGGCUCCAGGAGUGAAGCGGGCGACCACAGGAGCGGCGGCAGCAAACUGCAGCACAGCUCGCUGGCGAGGGUUCCUGGAGGACGCAACGGUGACAGAAGCUGGGUUUUCAAUGGCAACAAUGGCAUGAGCUGUCGACAGAAGUUUCUCCCAGGUUCUCUUCGGAUUCCUAAUGUAGACGCCCUCACUUUUCCUUCUGUAGAUGUACUGCUCCACUGGGAAGUAAAGGUUGGUGCCACCUAA